This is a messenger RNA of Trichoplusia ni (cabbage looper), 1185 nucleotides long. It is a transcript of the gene Dpm1, whose product is annotated as probable dolichol-phosphate mannosyltransferase. Gene Ontology annotation, cellular component: endoplasmic reticulum membrane. Gene Ontology annotation, biological process: GPI anchor biosynthetic process; protein O-linked glycosylation via mannose. Lineage: Eukaryota; Metazoa; Arthropoda; Insecta; Lepidoptera; Noctuidae. The record is from RefSeq and is a predicted model, not a curated record. Bases 141 to 890 code for a protein of 249 amino acids. The transcript is spliced from 5 exons. Gene Ontology annotation, molecular function: dolichyl-phosphate beta-D-mannosyltransferase activity.
AAAGCGGAGUAUUUUGUUGUUCCGCGUUUGAGUCAAAAUCAAAAAGCAAAAAAUGCGAAGGCGUUAAAAGUUUUGACACUUUCGCAGUUGCCUUUGUCUGUUGUCAUCACAACUCACAAGUUGUCAUUUAGUUUGACAGCAUGGCGGCCACGGUUUCAGAUUCGGAGAUAACAAAAAGCGACAAAUUUUCUAUUUUAUUACCAACCUACAAUGAAAGAGAGAACUUACCUAUUAUGAUAUGGCUUAUCAUUAAGUAUCUGGAUAACAGUGGAUAUGAUUACGAAGUGAUUAUAAUCGAUGAUGGAAGUCCGGACGGGACUCUGGAUGUGGCCAAACAACUGCAAAAGCUCUACGGUUCCAAUAAGAUAGUACUUCGACCGAGAGAAAAGAAACUAGGAUUAGGUACGGCGUACAUACAUGGGAUGAAACAUGCUACCGGCAACUUCAUUAUUAUCAUGGACUCUGAUUUAAGUCACCAUCCAAAGUUCAUACCACAAUUUAUAGAAUUACAACGGGAACAUGACUAUGAUGUGGUAUCUGGGACUCGGUACAAGGAUGGUGGCGGUGUCUACGGUUGGGACUUCAAGAGGAAGUUGAUUUCACGAGGAGCUAAUUUCGUCACUCAGACACUGUUGAGACCUGGUGCUUCAGAUCUUACAGGAUCUUUUAGAUUAUACAAGAAAGAUGUCCUUCAGAAGUUGAUUGACAGUUGUGUCUCCAAAGGCUAUGUUUUCCAAAUGGAAAUGAUUAUAAGGGCAAGACAGCUCGACUACACAAUAGGAGAAGUGCCAAUAACGUUUGUAGACAGAGUGUACGGAGAGUCGAAACUCGGAGGAUCAGAGAUCAUACAAUUUGCUAAAGCAUUGCUGUACUUAUUUGCUACCACUUAACAUGUAAUUAAUACUUUCAACAUUGUCUUGAAAUCAUACAUUCUGCGAUUGUCGGCUACGGUCACCGGUGCCCGACAGGUAUUCGGUAAUAUUUCCGUCGGUCACAGGUGACCGACGCAGUUCUAAGAUGGCUUUUUUAAAACUUGAACUCAAACUACGACAAUGCCAUUGGUUUUCGUAUUUGUAUAUAGGAUAAAGAAUAUUGUAUUUUAUAUGUAAAUUAUGAACAAUUUCUAUACGAUAUUUAGUAAAUUUUCCAUGAUAAACUUAGAUUUCAAAAGCCAACUGAACUCCA